GAGAGGAGGGGGAAAAGGUUGAUAGGUUUCUGCGCGGUCCCUCGUGCAGGCUGCGCUCCUCCUGGGUGCUAUUUGACAAUUCCUGCCUCUGCCAUUGGUCAGUGUUGGAUCAGAUGGUUGUAUUUCCUUCUGGCCCUCACUGGCACCUCGCCAUCCCCCCUCAGCUAAAACCCAAUCUCGGCUAUACUACUAAUAGGCGCAGCGCUCGGACUAUAAAACACAACAAAUCAUAAACCCGGUGGAGCAGCAGCGGCCUCGCGCGCCUCCCCUCCCGAUGAGUUCCUAUUUCGUGAACUCCACCUUCCCCGUCACUCUGGCCAGCGGGCAGGAGUCCUUCCUGGGCCAGCUGCCGCUCUACUCGUCGGGCUAUGCGGACCCGCUGCGGCACUACCCCGCGCCGUACGGGCCGGGACCGGGCCAGGACAAGGGCUUUGCGGCGUCUUCCUAUUACCCGCCAGCCGGCGGCGGCUACGGCCGGGCGGCGCCCUGCGACUACGGGCCGGCGCCUGCCUUCUACCGGGAGAAGGACGCGGCCUGCGCCCUCUCCGGCGCCGACGAGCCUCCCCCGUUCCAUCCCGAGCCGCGGAAGUCCGACUGCGCACAGGACAAGAGCGUGUUCGGAGAAACCGAGGAGCAGAAGUGCUCCACGCCUGUCUACCCGUGGAUGCAACGCAUGAAUUCGUGCAACAGUUCCUCUUUUGGGCCCAGCGGUAGGCGAGGCCGCCAGACAUACACUCGCUACCAGACCCUGGAACUGGAGAAGGAGUUUCACUACAAUCGCUACCUGACCCGGCGGCGGCGCAUCGAGAUCGCGCACGCCCUGUGCCUGACCGAGCGGCAGAUCAAGAUCUGGUUUCAGAACCGGCGCAUGAAGUGGAAAAAGGAGAGCAAACUGCUCAGCGCGUCUCAGCUCAGUGCGGAGGAGGAGGAAGAAAAACCAGCCGAGUGAAGGUGCUGCAAAGGGAGGGGGGACACGAAGGGAGAGGCCUGUGGGGGAACCGAGGGCACACGAAAGCCCCAGAAGGCUCUGCGGUCUGGGGAGUCUGGGGACUUGCUCUCCAGCGCAUGACUGGCGGGGCCCAGCGCUCUCCAGGACGUCCCCGCCCGCAGAGCUCUUCCUGGGCGCUUGGAGGCUGCCUACCCAGCCCCCCAGGGCCUCCUCCCUCCCCGAAGAACCCACCUUGGCCUCAUCAGGCUCCCUGGUGAGAACUGAGAAUCGGACUCACUUGAUGUCUCCUGGAAGCAGAGCAGAAUGCUCUUGUCCUUGUCGAGUCUCAUUUCGUCCAUGUCCCCCGUGCACGGUUCAAUGGUAGAUUCGCUGUCCCUCAGCAGGGACUUGAAAAACUCCCUUACCCCAGACUUGUCUCUCCUACCCCCUCCCGAAAGCCACUGGAAGGAGCACAUACUACCUAGAAGUAAGAAGAGGAGCCUCAGAAGAAACAAAGUUCUAUUUUAUUAAUUUUCUAUGUGUUGUGUUUGUAGUCUUGUUUUAGCUCUGGACGUGAAAUACUUCGGUAAUAAUAUUAAUAUUAUUAAUAAUGAUUAUGAUGAUGAUAAUAAUAAUAAUAAUAAAGAUGUGAAAACUCGCA
Molecule: messenger RNA, 1589 nt
Organism: Mesocricetus auratus (golden hamster)
Lineage: Eukaryota; Metazoa; Chordata; Mammalia; Rodentia; Cricetidae
Gene: Hoxb6
Product: homeobox B6
Exons: 2
Coding region: 275-949 (224 amino acids)
Biological process (GO): anterior/posterior pattern specification; regulation of transcription by RNA polymerase II
Cellular component (GO): nucleus
Molecular function (GO): RNA polymerase II cis-regulatory region sequence-specific DNA binding; DNA-binding transcription factor activity, RNA polymerase II-specific
Source: RefSeq, a predicted model, not a curated record